GCACAUGCCUCCCACCUCCUAAUGCGGAGUUUCCUCAGUUUAGUCAGAUUUCACCCCUCUCCACGGGAGGAGGGCAGUACAAAAACUCACACAAGACUGAAAACUCAGCCAGUCUAUGGAUUAGUUGAAGAGAUACUAGGGGAUCUAUUUCUGGUGCUUCUUUUUUCUUCCCCAGGACCACCCUGGAAAGCAGUAACUCGACAGCUAUAAUUCUUUUUUUCAUCUGCAUUGAAUCUGAAGCGUUAGUCCGCCAUAAAUCCGUGCAGCUGUCUCAGUUCGACAGAGAUCCUGCUGGAUUUUUCUGAUCACAGGAGAUAUCUUCCCUGUUUGUGUCAGACUUGCUAACAGAUUGACAAAGUAGCAUGUCAAAGGAGGUGAAGCCGGAGAGUGUGUCGCUGUCUCCCCUGGGUGCAACUGCUGCCCCCGAGCAGGAGCUGCUGUGCAUCUUUGGGACGGGGGACUUUGGGCGUUCUUUAGGCCAGCGUCUGCUCCAGUCUGGAUAUAAGGUGGUGUAUGGCAGCCGCAGACCUCACAGCUGUGGCCCCCUGCCCAUGGGAGCUAAGGUAGAACAAAAAGCCUUAUAUCUCAUUUGACAUAGAUGUAAUUAUUUUCAUGAUACUGAGACGGUGGACUGAAGUCAAAGUGCAGAGCUAGUGCUGUUGUUAUCAGGCUCUGAAAGUUGACCGAGUUGCAGCAGGUCACUGAUGUCAUCGCUCUGUUUGCUCUGUCUGCUCUGUCUGCUCUGUCUGCUGCAUUAAGCUUUAACCAAUAUUUGCUCGAGUAGUGAGCGACUAAAAACCACGCUAAACCAGAUUGAAGUGAGUGUGUAGCCACAUGUAAUGCCUGCACAGUAACAAUGUUGUGUUUUUGUUUCGUCCAGGUGUUAAGUCAUGCAGCAGCAGCAGAGUCAUCCAGUCUGGUGUUUCUUUGUAUUCACAGACAACACUACGACUUUCUGGAGAGUCUUGCUCCUCAACUCAAGGGGAAGGUACCUUGUUUGCAAAGUCAGAUUCCUUUGUGUUACCAUCAACUGGCAUGAUUUCUAAGUUUUCUUCCACCCUGCUGAUUUUAUUGCUUGGAAGGUGCUGGUGGAUGUCAGCAACAACCUCAAGAAGAAUCUGUACCCAGAGGCCAAUGCAGAGUAUCUCCAGAGGUAGAACAAAAUCAGGCUGUAAUGUGAUUACCUUCACUGUUGGGGGAUCUCAGGGAUCAUGUAGUUUGAAUCAUCAACAACUGGCGGUACAAAACUCAAGUUUAUUGUUUGUUGUGCAGGCUGGUCCCUGGAGCUCAUGUGGUAAAAGCUUUUAACACUUUGUCCGCCUGGGCCCUGCAGAACGGCCCAUCAGACGCCAACAGACAGGUAAGAAAUGUGUUAGCUCGUGAGUGUAUUUCCAGUCACAUGUGGUUAAAAAUAUCUGACGCUCACUCUUCUUUGACUGUUAUUUAGGACUUUUUUUCCCUAAUGGGGACAUGUCUUAUUUUAGAAUUAGUUCUGCUUGUGUUCCUCUUCCACUGCAGAACUACAAGCUUUCCACCAUUCCCUAUUGUGUUUGCACAGUGGGGUGUUGACCAACAAGUUAAAAAUAAUAGUCCCUUUCAGAGAGGAGAGCUUUUCCGUCCAAACUAUAUUAUUAUCUCAUUUUGAAGUUUUGAUCAAACCAAAUCCGAGUAGAAGAAGCCAAACCGGUGGAGUCGGCCUUGUCUUUACUGUGAGUGCCAUCUUUGAUGUAUCCUUGAAUCAAUUAACUCCACAGUCUCUCUCAGAUCUGAGCUUCCAUCACGUGCUUUGCUCUCCCGCUCUGUACUGCAAAGCUGCAGCAUAUGUGGGUUUUUCUGUUUCGUUUUUAUCUGGUUUGUAGAAUCCCAGAGGACGGUAAAAAACACUCAGGAGAGAGAGAGAGAGAGUGUGUGUGUGUGUGUGUGUGUGUGUGUGUGUGUGCGCGCUGCGGAGGGCAUAUGUGUAUGUAAUGGGAUAUGUGUGUGUACACAGAACAAAGUCAGCAACAUUACAUAGGUGUUCACUGAACAUUGUUGCUUUUACCUGUUUUCUCUAAUUAAUUUUAGUUUUUCAUACAGGAUCCUCAGGUACUUUCAUAGUGAAUCCUCUGGAGUAAAGCAUCCUUUCAUCAUCGCGCAUGUAAAGAAUAAACAUAAAUGAAUAAAUGCAAAAAGGAAAUCAGGAUACAUACUCCCUGCACUGGGCAUUUUGACUGCUUCAUAAACUGUGUACGCUGCAUUCACUGACCUUUCUCAGGAAUAACUCUUACCUACUUUAUGUUUUUGUUUUUGGGAACAGUUUUAUUUUUUUUAAUAUACACAAAAUACACACUCAGAGGCACAGUUAUGUACAUCUAAGUAAUGGCGCUCGUCCAAAAUAAAUGAUGGAUGUGCUUCUUCAUUCCUGCACAUGAGGAAUGUUGGACCAGAAAUAUUUAUCAGCUUUUGUACAUGUAAUGCUGAACUGUUAGAAAGUUUCUCAACGUAUGUACUGCCAGGGAGAGUUUAAAACUGCUUCUGUUAAAGGUCUCUGAUCCAUCUAGUUAACAUCACACUGCUCAUAAUUCACUUCAGUUGUGAUUUUUAUGCGUGGAAGGGGAAAUGCUUUGAAAUUUAUAUUUUUUUUAUGAAUGGGAUUCAAACAACCUCUGAAGAAAUCCUAAUAUUAUUUGUGUCAUUCUUCAGCUCUAAAAUGAACACAUUAUCAUGUUCAAUAACAAAUAUCAUAUUUUCUGAAAUGCUCAUGUUGUAAUGGUAUUUUAUCUGGUUAGCUGGUGGAAAUAAGGCUGUGGAUGUUCUGACCCGAUUUCACCCUGUUUUUGUUAGAACCCUGAUUAGAGCUCACUAGGUUGUAUGACUGGAGACAACCAAGGCCCAGCAGGCCUGACUCUUAACACCCAGUAUCAGCUCCAACGUGCCAUUCCAGCUCAGAUAACUUUUACCAGCUCCACUUUAUUAGCUUUUUUUAUAACCAGUUCUUAUCUUCUCUCCAAACUUUUUUUUUUCUGUAUGAUUUGAUUUCUGUGUUGGUAACUUGGAAACCUGCAAUGUCAUGCCCUUUUAUGGAGUUUUCACCCUUGGUAAUGAGGGACAUCUUACUUGAGUUUUAAAGAUAUGAGAACAUAUCAUUGAUAAAAUCAAGGAGCCUAAUCCAAGCUGUAUUUUUCUUAGGCAUAUUAUUUUCUCAGAUCUUUCUAAGAAAUGUAUUAGAGAAAAAAAUUGAGACAUCAGUAAAUAAAGCCCUGUGUCAAUUUCACAACCAGGUGUUCUUGUGUGGAAACAGAGCAGAGGCAAAGCAGGCUGUAGCAGAAACAGCCACCAAACUGGGCUUCAGCGUUCUGGAUAGAGGGUCUCUAUCAGCGGCUAGAGAACUGGAAGACUUCCCUUUACGCCUUUUCCCAGAGUGGAGGCUGCCACUACUCAUCGCCAUCGGCCUAUCUGCCUUCUUCUUCUUCUACCUGCUCAUAAGAGAUGUCGUGUACACGUAUGUCGUCCAGGGGAAAGACAUCUCUUUUAGGAUCAUGGUGUCUCUGGCCAACAAGGUAGGAUGUUUUUUUAAUGUCUACUACAUCUGCGUUCGCUCAUCUUUGAACAGCUACCUGCAAGUGUAAUUGGUAGACACUGUUUAACUAAAACUGUCCACAAAUAUAGUCUUCUGUUUUUGCUCCUUAUGCUUUUCAGGUAUUUCCCAUCGUGUCCCUCAUUAUGCUGGCUCUGUGUUACCUGCCUGGUAUCAUAGCAGCCAUCCUUCAGCUCUACAGAGGUACCAAAUACAGGUCAGACAUCGUCACAUAAUAAACUGAUACUUAUUGUCUGCACAGAGGUGCGCUGUUGCCACCAUGUUCUUACUAUUGCAUCACAGAAGUAAAACCGUAUGUUUCAGGCGCUUCCCUGACUGGCUAGAUCGCUGGAUGCUGUGCAGGAAACAGCUGGGUCUGUUAGCGCUCGGCUUUGCUUCUCUACAUGUGUUUUACACUCUCGUCAUCCCCAUAAGGUUUGCGACACUAAACACACUACUUCUAAAAUGUGUCUGAAAUUCAUCAAGUUUAGUGUAUUUUCUUCACUUACAGUCACAGCUUUAAACUUAGGAGUACAAAUACAACUUAACAAACACCCAGCAUUAAAUUCUGCCUUUGGAAAGAUUUGACAUUUAGUUUACAUGCUCAUGGUUCAUCUAGAUUUUUUCAUUUUUGCUGUUAUUGAGUUGUAUUAUUCUGAUAGGUGUUUUGACAGCAUUGUCCUUACUUGAGGUUGUUGCACAGAGAUCAUCAUUUUGGACCAGGAGUACCCAUAAACCUAAAAGUGUUCUCCUUAAAACGGAGGGGGAGAAAGAGUGUGACAAGAGUCAUAGAAAGAACUUGAAAUAAACAGAAAAUGAUUUUGAUUCACAAUCACAGAUAAGUAACAGAUAAAUCACAACAGCUGAAUUUAAAGUUCAUGUUUCAUAUUCUUAUAUUUAAUCAUGAGCAUUUAGUUCAAAUUGUACAAUAAUCAAACAAAAAAAAAUCAAUAUUUUUAAUGUUUAAAAACAAGGAAAAAAAAGAAGACAUGAAAGUAGGACAAAAACUACUUAAGUGGAUGGAUGGCAGAGAUAUCGCUCAUUGAUCAGUAUCAUUAUAAAUAAAGGUCUAUUAUUACAUUUUUCUAUCUAUUAUAUUUCUACAAUGUUAUUGCAAACCGUCAAAAAGUUGCUGUUUGGUUCAAAUGGAUCCACUCAGUAUUUUUAAUAUGUAAGAGAGUUAUGUACAGUGAGCUGGUAGUUAUACAAAUCAGAAUCCCAACAGGGUGAGCAAAAGGCUCUGUCUUACUCUUAUCUCUAUAACCACCUGUUCACUAGACCUACAUGUAAUCCCCCUCAUGACCAACCAAUGACAUAAACGAGCUUACACAAAACAUUAAUUUAUACAUGUAUUUAUUGAUUUAGAAAGGAUUCAUUCAUACAGAAAAAGGCCCUCUGAUUUCACUGUCAGAUAUGCUUCCAUGGUAACGGUUUGUAAUCAGCCUCCUUGUAGGACAAAUUAGCAUGAAACUGAACAUUUUAAUUUGUGGUCAAGUUUAAACACAAACCUGAAUUGGUGUUGUAAUUCACAGAAAACUAAACAUUUCCACUGACAAUACAGUACCAACAAUGCAGGGAUAAUGGCUUUUAUAAUUCACAGAAAGUGUAAUGUUGCUCACCAGCCUACACUGUGGUUGGGUUAGGACCCACUUCUCUUCAGAUUUUCAUCUGAAUAGUUUUGUUGUUUUCAUUCCCAGAUAUUAUGUGAGGUUCAAGAUUGGUGCAGGCAUCAUUUCACAGGUAAGAAACUCAUGUAACAAUAAAAAAGGUGAUAAAUUCAGUUCUCAGUUUGCACAAAAGAAAUACUUUCUAAUUCAGACAAGUUUGGAUCAUUUGAAAGUUUUCUCUGCUCCUAAGCAUCUCUGUGUCAUUGACUGUCUUUUUCAGAUAAAAGAGAACCGGACAUCAGAGUUUGACAACAGCAUAGCCUGGCGUGGUGACUCGUACUUCUCCAUGGGGAUUCUGGGAUUCUGCCUGUUUCUUCUCCUGGGAAUAACCUCCCUCCCAUCUGUCAGCAACGCUCUCAGCUGGAGGGAGUUCAGCUUCAUACAGGUGAAUACUGGCAUGUGUGUCUGAGUCACGCUCUGUGUGACUAUCUGGAUGUGUUUGUGUGGGAGCUGCAGUGUUUUUGCAGUUUCACAAUGACACAUUAUGGGCUCAUACACAGCUCUGUUUCCCCCUGUGAAGAAUGAUGUGCAGACCAUCUAAAUUUAUCUAAAUCCCUGCAUCCUGUUUACUGCUCUCGGGCAGCCACAACUGAAGAUGAGGAAUUUUUAUAGAACCGGUUCCAGUGAUGCUGGCCCUGUUGUGUCCUCAGCAAUCUGUCCAAUAGCUCUGCCCUUAAGCACAUGUUUAUGUUUGUGUCUGUGUGUGUGGUAUAACAGGAAUAAUUAAACAACAGAUUGUAAAGCUAAUGCUUUUAGGCUGAAUAUAGAGAAUACAGAAAAGAACUUUAAAUCCUUUCCCCUGAAACGUAAAAUGAAUUAAAAAAAAUAAACAGACGAGUCUUCACACCUUUUGUAGCCAACUGAUUUGGCACACGCAGCUCUCGAAAACAGGCCUGAAUGGCUCCCGAGCAUUUGCGGCUCAUUUUAGAGCUGGUUCUAUGAUAUUUCAUGAGCCAGGUUCUGAUAAAAUGAAUACAAACAAGCUCAUUGUGAAAUUUAAUUUGGAACGACUGAUUAGCUCACCUCUACAGUGUGGCCUUUAGAGGCAGAAAUGACACAUAGAUUGAUGAUUCAUUUAACACAGAGACAUGCUCUCAAUAUUAAACAGACUCUUCCACUUCACCAUGCAGGCUAAAGCUAUUUAAAAGCACUCCUUGAAGAUUUCUGUAUACUGCUUUUACUGUGAUGUACCUGUUUAUGCUCCGGGCUGCUGGUUUUAUAGUAAGUGUGGAAAUGCAGUGGGAAAUUUCUAACCUUUGAGGAAAGUAGACACUGACAAAAAAUCCAUAAUGUGUCCAUUAGCAAAGAUUUCUGCACCUCUAGAAAAGGAAUCGAUAAAAGAAAGAGGAAAGAAAAUGUUUUCGCCACAUAGAAAACUUUGUGUUUGAAGUGUGUUUGUGAUUUUAUACAUUUUUUAAUGAUAAUUUUUUUCACAUGAUCACAAAUAUUUAUGUUUUAUUCGCCACUUUGACCAAUUGAAAAUCAAAUCAGCCUCACCACAGGGAACAAACUCAUUCAUAAAUGUAACUGGGUCAUGUCAGGACUGUCUUUUUUUCCCUCUAAAGCCCUCCCCUUUACCCCCACCCAAAUUAGAGCAGUGCUUUAAAUGUUAAGUUAUUCAUCAAAUGUAAUUUGGGGGGCAUACAUUAUCCUUGGCCAUGGUCUUUGUUCAUGUGUGUGCGGUGGCUGCUUUAAAAUAUGUGUGCAUGUGGUUUUGUGUUCUCUAUCUGCUAAAGCGUUGUUGUUUGAAUGUUCACAUAUCUACACAAAGUAACAAGUGAGUUGGAGUGUGUGCACAUGUGUAGGUCAAAAGCUUGUCUCGUUAAAGGUCAAUCUAUCGCAUUCCAGUUUUGCAAGCCUAUUACACAGUCAUUAGUCAUGUGUUUAUCACCGCAAUUGUAAUUAUGUGCAUCUGCGAAUGUGCCCAUAAUCAGCAGCUGCGUAAGUAUGUGUCUUAACUUGUGUUUUUAACUCUUUCAGUCCAAGCUGGGGUAUCUGACGGUCUUCUUCUGCACAUUUCACGCCUACCUGUACGGCUGGGACAGAUUUCUUCGUCCUUCCACAUACAAGUGGUUCACACCGCCGGGCUACAUGCUUUCACUGAUUGUGCCGUCUUUGGUGCUGGUAUUUAAGCUUCUGCUCCUCUUGCCCUGUGUGGACCGCACCCUCACGCGUAUUCGACAGGGCUGGGAGAGGUGUGAUCCUGAGGACGACAGCAAAAAAACAUUACUGACAUAACACCGUCACAGUCACAGACGCUGAAACAAUGAUAAGUGCCGCCACAUUGCAGACACAAAGGUGCCACAGUGGGUAAAUUUAGGUCAUUGAUGUCAAAGUUGUUCAGUUACACCUACAGUAUUCCUCUGGUUUCUAUUGCCAACACAAACAACACAAUAGCUACUACAAGUAAUCACACUGGAGAUUUUCCUUCGGACACAGUAACAGGAUACACUAUCAGACUAUAUAACCAAUCAACCAAUCAUAUAUUAGAGCAGCUGAACUCUCUUUUCUCAUUACUUUACCUUCUGAUAAUACAAGUGUGCUCAUGAACAUCAGUGUUAUUGUCCUGAACUCAGAGAUCAGUGCAGUGAUUAUGAUUCCCUUAGCACAGUGGUUCUCAAGUCCAGUCCUCGUGCCCCCCCGUCCUGCAUGUUUUGGAUGUUCUCCUGCUCCAACAUACCUGAUUCAAAUGAUCAGCUCGUUAGUAAGCCAUUCCAGAGCUUGAUAACGAGCUGAUCAUUUGAAUCAGGUGUGUUGGAGCAGGGAAACAUCCAAAACAUGCAGGACGGGGGGGCACGAGGACUGGACUUGAGAACCACAGCAGUCUUAUCAUUUCAAAUAACUGCUUUUUGCCUCUCCAACAUUCAUUUACUGUAUUUGGCAGCUUAGAUGUAUUGAUCUACUGAGCGUAUUUUUAUGUACAUUGUGCUUUCUUGACUCCUUUGUCAAAAAAUAAACUAUGAUUAAAUGUUGAUAAAAAGCA
Molecule: messenger RNA, 8206 nt
Organism: Xyrichtys novacula (pearly razorfish)
Lineage: Eukaryota; Metazoa; Chordata; Actinopteri; Labriformes; Labridae
Source: the annotation of a GenBank genome assembly